CGUGGACCUCUUUCACACCUUCAAUAAUUGACACCUCACAUUGGUGCUCAAACAUCCAAACGGAUUUGGCGGGUAUCAGAACUUGGAGGACAGUAUGAUAUCGACAGUCAACGCCGACGAACAUCCGUUGUCCGUUAUGUACCAACAAGACCCCUUCAUAGUCUUGCCCACCGAGCUCAUCCUCCAGAUCUUCAACAACUUGCCUCUGUUUCAUACAUGGACUCUCCGACGGGUUUGCAGACGGUGGAAUUAUGUGCUAUCGUCGGACGAAUGCAUGCAUGCUGCCGUGGAGCAGUGGGAUACACAUGACCGGGAAGACUCGGCCGGCUUGCGCAGACUGACAGGACGCAAUCGUUUCGAUCACAGACUCCGGCACUUCCAAAACAUGAAGGCCAAAAAUUACGAAUGGUGCCAAAUCAUCGACCUCGCGAAUCGCGGAGACCACGGGGGAAACAUACUUCCCAAUUCGCUGAAAACGCGGUGUAAAGGCAGAAGAGUGGCCUAUGUAUCGGAGGAAAGGGGGCAGGAUAGCGUUGUCGUGGUCCACGAUCUAGUCAGUGUAGAGAAGAGACUUCUGCCGGCGCGAUCACAGAUGGUCGAGAAUCUGGUACUCACGACGUUGCUGGUGGCGUGGACCACCCAGUAUGACGGGUCCAUGUACUUUUCAUACCUCGAUGAAACCCCGGAUCAGGUCACCAGAGUCCAACUGCCGUCCGCAGAAGUCUUCAGGGCAGAGGGCGACGGUGAAAUGGUAGUGCUGAUCGAACGCGACCGCUGGAGUAGCCCGAACCGGUUCGGCAACAUUCUGCUGUACGACGCUGGAGCACGCCAGCUUCAGAGAUUCGACGUUCACGCCGAUGCUGGGCUGCGCGACGCCGACAAUUUGGGACACAGAUUGAAUGCAUGCAGUCUGUAUCUCGAUCGCCAACGCCGAUUCGUCCACCUCUUUUUCCUCGCCACGAUACCGAAUAUUCAAGGUCGCCAGCCCAACCGAGCCUUGGUACACGCACGCAUGGCUUUCGACGGGACGUGGGUUAAGCGCCAAUACGAUAUGACGUCUGAAGAUGACGCCGAGCCCGUUUGCAGAGGCUAUCUCAGACUGACGCGACCGCACUCGACCGGCCGACCCGACAAAAUUCAAUUCCGCAUCAUUGACGGGCCCUUCCCUCGCGGGCAACGCUAUCGCCAUAGGGCUGCCGUGCGUUUCAACGCGGCGCAGAGCGAGAUUGCAGGAAUCGACAGCUGCGCACGCGCAGAUGAGCUUUAUGGCGACGCAGGGCCUGCUUUCUUAUUGUGGAAAGGCCAAGCAUAUCACCCAGGGACGCCGAAAGACUGGACCGAGUGUGGCUCUCAGAUGAACGACUCCUUCAUGAUCACCGUCGAGACCGGGUGGAGACAGCCCAGUGCGCGUAGGAGGAGCCGCAUCCGGGCAUACUGCUUCGACCCGGACGUCCGGAUGCCGGAGGACGGAAUGGUGGAUGACGGCGACAUUGCAUCGCCUUUUGUAGAGCCGAGAGAAGCGAGGGUGAUACCGUGAAAGGGGGGUUGAUGCAUAUCAACUUGAUUUUAAGGGAUGUGCUCGACAACCGCCGUCCCUUACAUGUUUAUGCGAUGGAGACCCAACGUUAGCAGUAGCAGCAGUAGUGUCAUAUCUGUGGCAAUGCUCUCCUUCAUACGAGUUCUCUGCUAGUGAAGUUGUGGGGAGCUGAAGUGGUUGUUCCAUG
Molecule: messenger RNA, 1724 nt
Organism: Neohortaea acidophila
Lineage: Eukaryota; Fungi; Ascomycota; Dothideomycetes; Mycosphaerellales; Teratosphaeriaceae
Exons: 1
Coding region: 95-1537 (480 amino acids)
Molecular function (GO): protein binding
Source: RefSeq, a predicted model, not a curated record